Messenger RNA from Symbiodinium sp. CCMP2456, 431 nucleotides. NCBI's taxonomy places the organism in Eukaryota, Dinophyceae, Suessiales, Symbiodiniaceae. The record is from the annotation of a GenBank genome assembly.
GAGCUGAGCUGCAGGGGCUCGAGCGCUCGGGAGAGCAGUGGCUGCUACACUUCAACAGCUCAGGGGCCGUGCCUCUCCCCUCCCUUCAGCUGACGGCCACAUCGGCCCUUCUGGCCUUGCCGCGGCCAGUCCUCAUGCGCUUGCCUGGCUUCCAGAAGGCUGUAGCUGAGAGGUGGCCGUCGUUGCGAUGUACCGACCGCGAUUUUCCCGCAACCGUGACAGAGGGCGCCACAACCACCAAGGUCUACGCCAUCUAUCAGGACGCGUGGUGGGUCAGCAAGCUGGACUUGCUGCGUGGGGUGCGUGAGAACUUGACGACCGAGCCACCUGUCGCCAUUCACUACCACGAUGGUGAGGCAAACGCGACGUUUCAGGGCUUCGCGCCUGGCGACCGGCGCGAGAGGCGCGAAGGGAAGGGUCACGCCCAGUGA